UAACAGACCCAGGCACAGAUCGGAUGACAUAAGCAAGGCUUAAGGUGGAUCACAUGAUCUAACCCUGAAACAGGCUAGCGUGCGAAUCAAGCGAGCUGGCCCGUGCACUUCCCCAUCGGGGCGGCACACAACGAUUUUCUACCCCGAACCUUCGACUUUCCUUCAACAGCGCCAACGACCCUCGUCAACAACCCCCCGUCAACUCCCCCCACGACAACUCAAGAUGACUCACGAGUCCGUUUGGUUCAGCCGCCCCCGCAAGUACGGCAAGGGCUCCCGCGAGUGCGAAAGGAAACGCUGCAAGAGACUCGGAAUCACGAACUACGACGAAAUUGGAGGAACAACUUGGCUAAUUAUGCUCGAUCGAUACAGCCGUGUCUGCGCUCACCGCGCUGGUCUGAUCCGCAAGUACGGCGUAUGUGGAAACAUCCCUGAUACCGGCGCACGAAGUGCUGCUCGAAUGAACAUCUGCCGUCAGUGCUUCCGUGAGAAGUCCACCGACAUCGGUUUCGUCAAGGUUCGUUAA
Messenger RNA from Penicillium pulvis, 526 nucleotides. Its product is annotated as 40S ribosomal protein uS14. NCBI's taxonomy places the organism in Eukaryota, Fungi, Ascomycota, Eurotiomycetes, Eurotiales, Aspergillaceae. The transcript has 4 exons. The record is from RefSeq and is a predicted model, not a curated record. The coding region runs from base 224 to 526 and encodes 100 amino acids. Gene Ontology annotation, cellular component: cytosolic small ribosomal subunit. Gene Ontology annotation, molecular function: zinc ion binding; structural constituent of ribosome.